Messenger RNA from Ectocarpus sp. CCAP 1310/34, 2338 nucleotides. NCBI's taxonomy places the organism in Eukaryota, Phaeophyceae, Ectocarpales, Ectocarpaceae. The record is from the annotation of a GenBank genome assembly.
UGACGCCCUAACUUGGAGCAGAGCGUUCGCACGGGAAAGGCAAGAAGAGAGGAAGGAGGUUUCGACGGUAGACGUCUGUGAGAGUGGACCUGUGGAACUUCGGUGAGCGAGCACGGCUUCCGGCGGAAUGAUCAAAGACCACCGGAGGAAGGGCGGGGCAGGCGGCUUCAAGGGAGGGGAGAGAUGGAGAGGGCUGGGGGAAUGCUACCGAAAUGACGCAACCUCGGGUCGGAGUCAAGGUCGCCUGGCGCUAGGUCAACACGAUCGUUUCAAUCAGCGCACCGGGGGGGUGGCAUCUUAUCGCGCUGGAGUCAAUGAGGGAGGUGGCAGAGAUGAGAAGGGGGAAAUGAGAGCAGGGAGGACGCCGAGAGCACCGAAGACGCCGGGAGCACCGAGGACAGUGAGGAUACGAACACAACGAACGACAGCAAGACCCACAUCAUGUCCCUGCCAGCCAGCAUUGUGUUGCCCAACACUCCGGAGGGCGGGACCGUGCGUAGGUACGUUUGGACAGUCCGACGCGUCUUACUUGGCCGAGGGAGCGGCUCCGAUUUUCUUCAAAGGAUAUGGUGUUCAACGGGCUCCUGUUCAAGCUCAAGGGUGCAGCCAACAUUGUGCCGUUGUUUGCCGAUUUCGUGGCGAACAAGAUCAAGGGAGUCAGAUUCGAGGCGAUUGCCGAAGCUGGUUCAAAGACGAAAUACUUGGUUCUCUACUACGUCCGACUUGAGGGCCAAGAGUCCGAGAUGUCGUUGGUGGAUCUGCUCACGCAGGACGGCGAGGGCUUAAUCUGCCGCCUCGAGAACUGCUUCGACACCACCAAGUACCCGCAGGAGAUCAUCGACGCCGGCGCCCCCACGCUGGCGGGGUUCGAGGGCUAGACUAGCGGAACAGGCAGAGAGAUGGCCACCCAUCUACUGUAGACUGUUGUCAAAGCACGAUUUCUCCACGACCGAUCUUGUGCCGACACCAACAAUUGGGGGUUGUGCAACAAGGGCUUUCCGUGCUGUACACGUACAAGGCUCUUUCCGCACCCCCUUGUUAGUGGAGAAAUCGAGCUUGGCAGUCGGUGCCAUCUCCCCCGGCCUCCAUGUAGAUAAGCUUUCGAUGUGAAGCAUGUGCUAUUGAACGUGACUCGGUAGCAGAUAUCUUCGCUUAAACCCUUGAGUAUGCCAAGAUGAAGAAAGGUUCCUCCCCCUAUGUCUCGUUGACGAUAUACUGCAGUACAUGUUCAAUGCCGAGUGUGGCGUUGUUUGUUUGCUACGUAGCGCGAUGGAACAAUGGUUUCGAAGUUCGAGAUAUCCUCGACACUUAUCCGACGAAGAACGCGUGGUUGGUUCGAUUCCCGUGAGUGGCGUGCGUCAGACGAUGACGCCCCGCUGCCGUGUCUUGGUUUUCCUUCCCCCACGUAGGGGAAAAAUCCGUUCUGUGUUCCGUAUCGGUCUCUUGGUGGUUCAUGUGGGUUGCAUUGGAUCAAUAGGAGCCGAAAUCAAACCAUCAGGCUAGUCAGCCAAAAGGUUUGAUUUCGGAUUAAAAAAAUGAAAGUCGUGGGGUCCGAGCUGACUACAGUCUAAUGGUUUGACUUCAACUUCCUACAUGCAUCCAUUCGAAACAAUGUGCUCUCUCAUCAUUGAUACGGUGUUCGGUGUUGUGCGUGUUUCGGGAAAUUAGGAGGGGGCCGUCUGGGCAACCUUGGCACACUAGAAAUUGUUGAAACCGUGCCAGACCCCUCUUGCUCAAAAGGAAGAGGUGUUUCAUUUUGUUUGUCUCGUCAAGGCAACAGCUAAAACGCGAGUGUGGAACAUAGAUCGGGUUUGUUGUGCGUUUGUUCGUGCCAUCGCGGAAAAGUAGAGUGUGUGUUUUUGUUCCUUGUGGUGUAGGGGUUGCGGGGCUCGAGAGUGAAUAGUCAAGAGUACGAGAAGAGGCGGUUGAGAACCUUCACCAGGGCGAAGCAAUGUGAGCUGGGUUGGCUCGUGCGUUGACGUGCCGCUACCGCGGCUGGUAGAGGAGAACCGUGUAUUUGUCGUCGAUUCCUUCGUUGAAAGGCAACGCAUGCUUCUCUGUGUCCGUUGAGGGUUGUUCCUCCGAUGUGUGUGUGUACUUUGUUCGGUUGCAACAGCUUGCCAGUCGACCCAUCAUGCAGUUCAGUGGUGGAAGCCAUUUUUGGCGCAGACCAAUAAUCACCCAAAGUAUUUUCUCCCCCUAUCCCGAGCGUACGCCAACUUCCUCGAUAUGUGUCACGACAAGGAGGCAACUAGUGCAUGCAGUGAUUGCUGCGCCAUCAUACUUCGUCACCUUGUCAUUGUUCGGAUGAAGACGCCAUGGUGUGGUGAGCAGGCUU